This is a messenger RNA of Paramecium octaurelia, 517 nucleotides long. NCBI's taxonomy places the organism in Eukaryota, Ciliophora, Oligohymenophorea, Peniculida, Parameciidae. The record is from the annotation of a GenBank genome assembly.
AAAUCACCUUUUUGGAUCUUAUAAAUGUAUAAUAAAUACCAUAUGAUAUUCAAUAAAAUGUUGAAUCAAUAAAUAUGGCUUCGGUCAAGUUUGUGGACUUUAAGUAUCUGAUUAGAUGAACUGUUACAUGGGAACGCUUUAUUCAGAGACAUGAACAAUCUUAAAGGUUAUCCCAAGUCAAAAAUUCACCAUGGAUUAGAUCUUUAAUCAUUCUUAAAUGCUUAAAUAUGUUACCAAUUCAAAAUUGACAUCUCGACUUUUAUAUACAAACCCCUAUUUCCUACAGUAUAGAUCCCUUAGAUCGACCUUAAGACAGCAAAUGAAUCAAUGGACAUUCAUUUAAAGGAAGCCACCAAUAGACCGCUAGGAUUUCACUAAAUUCAAGACUUAAGAAUAAUAGUCGAAUGAUAAAAUUAUUCUUAGAUUAGAUAUGAGGAUUUCAGCAGAUCUUGAAACGGCAAAAUACCCAAUAAAAUUGAUUGCAUUUCUAACAUAAUUUAGAAUAAUAGCAAUAUGA